Danio rerio (zebrafish) is the source of this 1531-nucleotide messenger RNA. It is a transcript of the gene tubb6, whose product is annotated as tubulin, beta 6 class V. Gene Ontology annotation, biological process: microtubule-based process; cytoskeleton organization. NCBI's taxonomy places the organism in Eukaryota, Metazoa, Chordata, Actinopteri, Cypriniformes, Danionidae. Gene Ontology annotation, molecular function: structural constituent of cytoskeleton; GTP binding; GTPase activity. The record is from RefSeq and is marked validated. Gene Ontology annotation, cellular component: microtubule; cytoskeleton.
UCACAGCUCAUCCAGAGGAGCAUCUUCAUCAUUCUUCAAACACACACACACACACACACACACUGCAAAAUGAGGGAGAUCGUACAUAUUCAAGCCGGACAGUGCGGGAACCAGAUUGGAACAAAGUUCUGGGAAGUCAUCAGCGACGAGCACGGCAUUGAUCCAGCCGGCAGCUAUGUGGGUGACUCAAGUCUGCAGCUCGACAGAAUUAAUGUGUACUACAACGAGGCGUCCUGUAAGUAUCUCACAAGUACGUUCCCAGAGCCAUCCUUGUGGACCUGGAGCCUGGCACAAUGGACAGUGUUCGUUCUGGAGCGUUUGGGCAGCUUUUCCGACCCGACAACUUCAUCUUUGGACAGACAGGUGCAGGCAACAACUGGGCCAAGGGCCACUACACUGAAGGAGCCGAGCUGGUGGACUCAGUGCUGGAUAUCGUCAGAAAAGAGUGCGAGUAUUGCGACUGUCUGCAAGGCUUCCAGCUCACACACUCCCUCGGCGGAGGAACCGGAUCAGGAAUGGGAACGCUUCUAAUCAGCAAGAUCCGAGAGGAAUACCCGGACCGCAUCAUGAACACGUUCAGCGUCAUGCCUUCACCGAAAGUGUCUGAUACGGUGGUGGAGCCGUACAACGCCACGCUCUCUGUGCAUCAACUCGUGGAAAACACUGAUGAAACGUACUGUAUUGAUAACGAGGCACUUUAUGACAUCUGCUUCCGCACGCUCAAGCUGACCACACCCACAUAUGGAGAUCUCAAUCAUUUGGUGUCUGCAACGAUGAGCGGCGUCACCACUUCGCUGCGGUUCCCCGGCCAGCUGAACGCAGAUCUGCGCAAAUUAGCGGUCAACAUGGUGCCGUUCCCUCGCCUCCACUUCUUCAUGCCCGGCUUCGCUCCACUGACCGCAAGAGGAAGCCAGCAGUAUCGCGCCCUCACCGUGCCUGAACUCACCCAGCAGAUGUUUGAUGCCAGGAACAUGAUGGCCGCCUGUGACCCACGGUUAGGUCGUUACCUUACUGUCGCCACUGUAUUCCGCGGGCCAAUGUCAAUGAAAGAAGUCGACGAGCAAAUGCUGGCCAUUCAGAACAAAAACAGCAGCUAUUUUGUGGAGUGGAUCCCCAACAACGUCAAAGUUGCAGUGUGUGACAUUCCACCAAGGGGACUUAAAAUGGCCUCCACUUUUAUCGGCAACAGCACCGCCAUCCAGGAACUCUUUAAGCGCAUUUCUGAGCAAUUUUCGGCUAUGUUCAAGCGCAAGGCCUUCCUGCAUUGGUUCACUGGAGAAGGAAUGGAUGAGAUGGAGUUCACCGAGGCAGAGAGCAAUAUGAAUGACCUGGUGUCAGAGUAUCAGCAGUACCAGGAGGCCACAUGCAGUAUUGGCGAGGAAGCAUUUGAUGAUGAUGAUGAGGAAGAAGUGAAUGAGUGAACAACAGUUUUUUUUAGUGCUGUGAGUGUUUUAUAAGUUUUGUAUUUUACUUUUUUGUGAAGUCCUUGUAAACAAAGCUUGUUUGCAAUAAAUGCUUUCUGAGGACCAUA